CGUAAUCCUCUCUGUUUCAGUAUGGCAGGCAGGCCCUUAUCUAGAGGUCUCUGUAAAUAAAGACGUUUACACGGCGAAUUCAGAGCUAACAGUCGUGUAUAUCUAGUGAUCGAUGAUCGCUAGCCGUUAAGUGUUUCGGAGAUCCUCUCAUGGGAAUGUCCGGAGAGACGGACGCUCGGUUAAUAUGAUUUCAGAUACUUUGGAUGUUUUACUGAUUCAAGGAAAGAAACUCUGCGCUAUGAACCGGCAGUGAACGCCAGUUGUGUUACUUUAUAAACGCAUGUGCACCAGAGCGAUGGAGAGCGACUGUAGGAUCCCUAUGGCAUGUCUGAGACCCCGAAUACUGGCCCUUCAUGCUUUAUUUUGGGGCUUAGUGUCUCUUAGAGUGUUUGGAGCAGCUCUUCUUAGUGAUGAGAAGGCAGCAGUUGCAGUGACAAAGGCCAUGACGGCACCAUGCUGGCAGCUGGAGGAGUUUGUGGUGGCUAAAGAGUGCAGUGCAUGUGAAGGUUUACAAUCGAAAACUAUACCUGCCUGUGGCCAAACAGGAUUUGUAGAAAAGAUCAACUGCACUAAAUCCAACAGAGAUGAAUACAAAAGCUGUCGGUCAACCAAAAUGGAGGAGCAUCUCUUUUGGAAAUUUGAGGGCGCAAUGCUGGCUCUCACUGUUGUCUUUGCAAUAGUAGUGGUCGCUAGGCAACAUUCACUUGACCGCCAAGCCUCGGACAAGGUUCGGCGACAGAUAGAAUCUAUUUAGUAGACCAGACUGUUCUAAAAGUUAAUGGGCCUGUGGCCUGGUGUUAUAAACUCUCAGCAAUGGGCAUAACCCCACAGUCCAUGGAAGCUUCCAGACUUUAUCACUGGUUUAAUCUUACUGGACGCACAAAGACAGAGCUCUGAACGGGCACAAUGUGCUCUAAGUUGCUCUCCAGACUGACUUGUGGAUGCUGCCUCUGUGCAGGAUUAAACUAACUAGAUGUGAAUCUCAAGACCAUCCCAUCAAAUCAGCAAACAUUAUGCAAGACAGGAGUCUAGUCCCUAUUUUGUAACAGAAGAUGUACAGCUCUGCGUAUACCUGUUCUUUCAAAUGCUGUGAAGGUGGUGUGUGUAGAACAAAAUAUGGGUGUGUGUGUUGCAUGUUUUCAAUAAUCCAAAAGCACAUCAAGUAUUUGGUCAAGCUGAGAUUGAACUGUAUGGUCAAAGUCUUGAAAGAAGACACGGUUUUGUGUUUCAUCACAAUGUUAGACGGUGUGUUUCAGUGAAUAACAAAGUUUUGGGGUUUGUUCAUUUGGCUUCAUUCAUUUUGGGAUGUGCUACCAUUUAUAAAAUCACUGAUGUCUUUUCCUGACUUUUUUUCAAACUGACACAUUCGUACAUCCAUUAACAUUGACAUGUUUCUUCCAGAAAUAUUAACAGUAAUUUAAUUAAUCUUAUUUGUGCAGUUGCUGUUUGUUAAACCUUUAUUUUCAGUAUAUACUUUUAAAGUGUUUUCAACAUGUUCUUUAGAGACUCGUAGGUGUUCUUUAUUACAGUUUUUUUUUUUUUUUUUUUUUUUCUUCUAUUCAUGGUGUUUACUUUCAGUCUUUGCCCUCCUGAGUAAAAAGAAUUAUUUUAUGUAAAAUUAUGUGAGCGAACGUCUUGGUUCAUAAUGUCAGUCUCAAAAAUACCAGCUCUGUACUCAUAUCUGACUGAUAUAUGCAAGACUGCAUUGUAGUGUACGUUAAAGCUGCUUGACUUGAAUUGAAAAGGAUAAGAUGUAUUGAAAUCAACCCAGUUUUUUUUUCUCUUUAUUUUUUUUUAAGCACUUCACAAAAUUGACAAAAUAAUGCCUUUGUGUUAAGGCUGAUUGGUGGGGGUUUUUUUUCCCCCUCAACUCCACAAGUUAAAAAGGAAGCCAUGUGGAUUUGGUUAAGUGUUGUCCCAUAGCUAGUUUUAUUGAUCUACUUAAAAUAUAAAAGGUGUAUUUUUAUGAAAGAUGAGUGACAUUUCCUGUCCUCUGUUGAUAAUGAACUGAGGAAUAAAUGGGAUAAAGGAAU
Labeo rohita (rohu) is the source of this 2033-nucleotide messenger RNA. RefSeq names its product jumping translocation breakpoint (gene jtb). NCBI's taxonomy places the organism in Eukaryota, Metazoa, Chordata, Actinopteri, Cypriniformes, Cyprinidae. The coding region runs from base 281 to 754 and encodes 157 amino acids. The record is from RefSeq and is a predicted model, not a curated record. Gene Ontology annotation, cellular component: midbody; spindle; cytoplasm. Gene Ontology annotation, biological process: mitotic cytokinesis. The transcript is spliced from 6 exons.